CAACCUGGGUCACAUCGCAGGCAGCUGCCGAUUCCCGCGCAUUUUCCGUCAAAAUCUUGAUCUUUCUAUUUUUGCUAUUUGGUUUUCACUCGCAUUAAAACCACCGUAGCAGCAGGGAUCUGCAGGAAAACGUGUCCCUAAGAUAUCCGGCAUAAUUUCCAUUCUUGUACAUUUUUUCAGUGUUAGUUUUUGUGACUAAAUUUGUGAAAUAUCUCAGCAAAAAUAAUGCCACGACGUAAGGCCGUAACGAACAACAACAAUGCCGGCGAGGCUGACGACCAGCCCAUUCCGGCAAAAAGGGCGCGCAUUGUUUUUCACCUGGAACUACCCAAGCGACGCCAGACUGUGGGCAGCGUGCUGGUAUGCGGCACGGGCGACACCGGGCAGCUUGGCUUGGGUGAGGAUAUCCAAGAGCGGAAGCGUCUUUCUGUGGUGGAGAACAUCCCCAAUCCUGUGGAUGUUUGCGCUGGGGGCAUGCAUAGCCUCGUCCUGACGAAGAAUGGCGAUAUCUACUCGUUUGGCUGCAACGACGAGGGCGCCUUGGGACGGAGUUCCAGUGAGGAAGGCAGCGAGUCGUUGCCCGCCUUGGUCGAUUUGCCCGGCAAAGCGCUGUGCAUCUCGGCGGGAGAUUCGCAUUCUGCGUGCAUAUUGGAAGACGGCAGCGUGUAUGCUUGGGGUUCGUUCCGCGACUCGCAUGGAAAUAUGGGCUUGACACUCGAUGGCAACAAGCGCGUACCAACUAAUCUUUUGGCGGGAACUGUCUGCUGCAGCAUUGCCUCGGGCUCUGAUCACUUGGUUAUUUUAACUACCAGUGGAAAGGUGUACACGGUCGGAUGCGCUGAGCAGGGCCAGCUGGGACGCAUUUCAGAGCGUUCAUUGGGCGGAGAGGGUCGCCGUGGCAAGCGCGAUUUACUUCGACCGGACCAGCUGAUCGUUAAGCGAUCCAAGCCGUUCGAGGCUAUAUGGGCUACCAAUUACUGUACGUUCCUGCGGGAAUCAAAGACAGAAACUAUCUGGGCCGUCGGCUUGAACAACUACAAGCAGCUGGCUUGCGAGAAAAAUGGGGAUAUGUUUUCACAUCCCAUUAAGACUACGCUGAAAGACAUCAAUCAGAUUUCUGGUGGUGUACACCACACACUAUUUCUGAAGAGCGAUCAACGAUGCUAUGCCGUUGGUCGGCCAGAGUAUGGACGCCUGGGCCUGGGCGAUAAGAAGGAUAUAGUGGACCAAUUAUCGCCCCCUAGUAAUCUGUCGAACAACAUUGUACACGUCGGAUGCGGCGAAACCUCCUCAUAUGCCAUUACUGAAGAUGGCAAGCUAUAUUCCUGGGGCAUGGGCACCAGUUACCAGCUGGGUAUAGGCGAUGGCGACGAUGAACUGGAGCCGGCUCUUAUCAGCAGCAAAAAUACACAAAACAAAAAGAUGCUGCUUGCAUCGGGCGGUGGCCAGCACGGUCUGUUUUUGGUCGAGGCUGAUGCGAAGGAGCAAAAGGAGAAUGUGCCAACAGCAGUUACGAGCAGCAAGAAGGACGAUACUCCUCUUUCUUCUCCGACUGCAACCGUGGAGACUGCCAACACUAAAACUCCACCAAAAAAGGCCGCUGCCAAGCGAGGAGCUGCUAAGGAGGAAAACAAGAUAGUGAUUGCAGAAGCCACGAGCAGCAAGAGGGACAAGACUCCUGCUCCGCCAUCUCCGACUUUCCCUGAGGGAACUGCCAAGGGGGGAGGUGGAAAAUCUAAAACUCCACCGAAGAAGGCCCCUGCCAAACGAGGAGGACCCAAAAAGAAGUAAAACUUAAAAUAUAUUUAAAUAAAAGUUGACUUCACCCAAUUUGUUUUUGGUCGCAUUUAGCGGCUCCUACGCUUAUCCUAAUUAAGAAAUGUUUCCGCCCGGUCAGAUUCCCAAGAUACAUAUGGAUCUAAGCCAGAAACUGAUUGUAUGGUAAAUUUGUUUACAAUAUUGAUUUCCGUGUGUAUCUUAGACACUCAACGACCGGCGAUAGAUUCCUUUUAUCACUCUAAUAAAACAACUGACUUGUUUAAAU
Drosophila obscura is the source of this 2044-nucleotide messenger RNA. It is a transcript of the gene Rcc1, whose product is annotated as regulator of chromosome condensation. The coding region runs from base 226 to 1791 and encodes 521 amino acids. The transcript is spliced from 3 exons. Gene Ontology annotation, cellular component: cytoplasm. Gene Ontology annotation, molecular function: guanyl-nucleotide exchange factor activity. The record is from RefSeq and is a predicted model, not a curated record. NCBI's taxonomy places the organism in Eukaryota, Metazoa, Arthropoda, Insecta, Diptera, Drosophilidae.